AGUCGAAUUGCCUGUCUGUGUCCUAUUGGUCGGUAAGUUGUCACGGCAACGCUACAGCGUGUACGAACAACAACAGGAGUAGUCGCCCUGUGGCAUGAAGUUUAGGGUUGCAGUCCGGGUUCAGAGCCCGCGUAGAGCUGCUGCUGUGAUAUGUCUUCACACUAACAUGUGUUCGAUCCCGGCCUGCUGGCAAACCUGGCCGCAGUAGAUGAAGGUGAGGAAAUGUCUUCCGGCCAGAUGCAAAUCCAGUGAUGACGUCUUCAAUGGCUGAGCUGCCUGCCCAGUAUGGUGCACCCAACCCCCAAGCUGUUACGACCCCGUCCCGGCCCAUAUCCCCCAUGAAUGCUAUUGGCGAGGGGGCGACACCCCUCAUGUAUGCCUGCCAGCAAUCCAGGGACCAAGACGUGAGGCGCAUUCUUGCCAAGAAGCCGGAAGCAGCGAAGGAGAGGGACCGUACCAUGAAGACUGCGCUGCAUUACUGCGCAGAGAGCGCUUCCCUCACGUGUGCCGACAUCUUCCUCUCGGUGGCAGCGGACCUGGUUGAUGCGCGGGACGAAGACGGCUAUACACCACUUCACCUGGCGGUCAUCGCGGGAAACAGGCCCCUCAUAAAGUUCCUACUCUCAAAAAAUGCAGAUGUCAACAGCCUUGACUACGAGAGGCAUUCUGUGGUCCACUGGGCAACAGUGUGUGGAGAGGUGGAGGCUCUGGAGCUGGUCCUAGACGCUGGUGCCAACCCAUCGACGCCCGAUAUCCAUGGAGGUUAUCCCGUCCAUUACGCUGCCCAAAUGUGCGGCCCGAACUCUGAGAUGGGCAACGACGUGAGAUUCGGGCUGGCCGUGUUACGCAAACUGCUCGCCAGGGGCGUUGAGGUUAAUGUCAGAGACAAGGAUGGCCGACAGCCGAUUUUGUGGGCAGCCAGUGCAGACUCAACCUCCAGUGCUUCCUGUCCUUCAGGCAGCGCGGAUGCCAUCUUAGCCCUCGUGAAUGCCGGAGCAAAUGUGGAGGCCGACGACAAGGACGGACUGACAGCUCUGCAUUGCGCAGCCAGCAGAGGACACACGGACUGCAUAGAGACGCUGGUGACGCUUUGUGGUGCUGAGGUGGACGUCAUCGACAGCAACGGCUGUACUGCGCUCUUCUACGCCGUGACUCUGGGGCACGCAGACUCGACACAGCUGCUCCUGAACUUCGGGGCGGAACCCGACCGACAGGAUCGCAAGGGGCGCACGCCUGCGCACUGCGGCGCCGCGAAAGGUCAGCUGGAAACGUUACGCAUCCUGGGGACGCACGGCGCCAACUUGUGGGUCCGCAACGUAAGGGGCGACUACCCAUUGCACGAGGCCGUCGUGUCGGGGCGCAAGAAUCUGGUAUAUUGGCUCCUCACCCAGAGACCUGACGCUGUCAACUCCCCCAACAAUGACGGCCGCUGUCCGCUGCACAUCGCGGCCGUCAACAACAACGUCGAGAUGUGCAAGAUCCUGCUGGACAACCAGGCGCUGCUGAAUCCGGUCAUGAGGACGAGCAAGGGACAACUGAUGACCCCCAUAGACGCGGCUCUUCACCGGGGAAACAGAGGAUGUGCCAAGUACCUGCAAUUGCAUGGUGGGGUGCCCGCUAGCAAGUUGACAGACAAGUCUGCUCGUGUACGGGGCGGAAAUCAGAGAGGGGCGAUGUCGGAGACACAGUCAGAGCAGUACACAACCCCGGAGUUUGCUGCUACACUGUCCCUGCCAGGCGGUCGGACCUCGCUAGGGACCAGCCCUCUCGCAGAGCACGCCGCAGCUCUCAACGACGCCGGCCGGAGGACCCUUCAGGUUAGAAUGAACGACGACGUUGCGAUACGUCACGUGGAAAAAAUAGAUGCCCCUCUUGUCUGCACACAUCGCAGGUUUGAGGAUGAGAGCAGUGGGGAGGAGCGCAUGCGCAGACGAAGAAGACGAAGACGGCGGGAGCGGCGCAAGACGGAUUACAUCGAUGAUGUGGACAGAGAAAUCGUGGAAGAAGAUUCACGAAGACGGAGGAGAGGUGACAGGGAUACUGGAGGCUUUAGUGAUAGUGCGGAUAGUGAAGGGAGGAAACGCAGACGGAGGAGACGAGACGAUGACUUUAGCGAUGACUGGGACAGUGAAAGAGACCGACGAAGUAGCCGGAGAUGGCGAAGGAGAGGGGAUCAGGGAGCGUCCAGCGAAAGAAGCGAUGAAGAGGAUGCCGAUAUGGUGGAUGACAUGAACGAUUCCAAUUGGGUUAGAAACAAGAAACGACGGGGUGAGAAAAUCGAAAGACCAAAAUGGAGAUCUAAAAGUAAAGAAAGAUUAGAGGAUGGGCACAGCGAUGUGGAAUAUGUCAGAGUGAAAAGGACCACCAUUAGAAGCAAAAAGACAAAAAGAAAGACAGUAACAGAUGAAGAGCAAGAAGAACAGAUAGAAGAAGAUUCUGAAAGAAGCAGCGAAGUUGAAGUUGAAGAGGAAGUUGUUGAGAAACAAGACAAUAGCGAGGUUACUAGAAAGAUGUCAAAUUCAGAGGAAGUCACUACUACCAAAGCCGAGACAGAGCUGAGGAGAGACCAGAACAAAUCAAAAGAGAAAUUAAACACUGUAAACAAGGUUGACUCACGAAAGAGUAAGAAAAAGGAAAGCGCUUUAGAGAAAGAUAAGAGAAAGAAGCCAGAAACCUCAUGUAAUAAGGAAACCGAAACUGAACGAAAAAGUGUAGAGAGAAGCAAAAGGAAAACAAACAAGAAAAUUGUUACAAAAGACAGUUCAACAAGACAGACGACGGAAGAAACGGAAGGCAAAGAUACCACAAGACAGUCGUCUGUUAAGAAAGUGGCAAGGAAAGGAGUCAGUCAAGUGGACGCCUUAGGUGCACCUAAAGAAGUUGAUAAAGUCAUGGAAAUAGCGACGGCGAAAGGAGUGGCGGGCGUGCGGCAGAAGGGAGAAGCACACGAACAGCCGGAGGAUCCUGCACUUCUACUAGAACAGGAACGAGAAGAUGGGACGACACGCGCAGUGGUUACCGCUUUAGUUCAUCAGCAUGACGACGAGGGCAGCACUGAGGCAUCGCGUGCAGAGGAACAGACUGAGUCGAGUAAGAACGGCGAGCCGGACACGGAGGGCGUUAGCGAUACCUUUCAAGCGACGGGAACAACUGAGCAGGAACAAGACGAAGCUGCAGUCCGUGACAGACAAGCAGCCACAGAAGAAGUGCAGCAAAGGUUUAAAGAAGGAGACACAGAGAGGAAAGAGAAGUCAAGCGAAGUCGAUGAGGGUAAAGGGGACAUAACACAAGAAGCUGAAGGAACAAAUGAAGAGAAGCCGCAAACAGAAUUUGGUGUGGGGAAAGGAGUUCAAGCAACGAAUGAAGGUGAAAGUGAAGACUUAAUUUCAAGUGAGACAGGUCCUGAAGCUGGGAUUGAUCUUAAUGACAGAAAGGAGGCGGAUGAGGAUAGGGAAGGAAACGCUGAAGUAGAGGAAGAAACAACGUUUACGAAGGACAGUGAAAAGACACACGAAGAAGGCGACCAAGAAGAGGCAGAUGCAGAAAAAGAGAAAGCAGGAGGAGGAGAUGCAGAAUCGGAAGAUAAGGCUAUGAUCGAACAAGUAAACAAUGGAGGCUCACCAACAGAGGAAGAUGCUCAAAAACUAGAACAUGAUAUUAACGGGGAUGAAGCGGCCAAGGAUAAUGAUAAAACCGAUGGAGACAGCAGAGCUAGUACGCAAGAGUUGACGAUAUCCUCUCCUCUAGAGAAGGAAGAAGGCGCAGCGAGAGAAAUGAACACCGAAUCAGGAGCAUCCACCGCUCGAAGUCGGAAUGGCGGAGACUCGUCAAUGCUGCUGGACUCGGGAUUCGAACCCUCACCCCGUCGAGAAAAGAUCACCACAAGAAGCAACAGCGGCAAGCAGCAGCAGACACGGAGCGCGCGCCAGACGAGAGGCAGAGGCCGUGGUCGCAUUCCUCGGCCGUGUCGGACCGACGGCGAGCAACCAACUACUACAGUGUCCGUGACGCAGGCCGUGCAGAGGAGCAUGCGCAAGUACCACCUAGAAAGGCGGAUCUUCCAGGAGUUGCUGGAGCUGAAGAGGCUGCAAAUCCGGGCUGGCAGGGCCAACGAACAGGUGCUGGUGAAACGUCUGGUAGACGAUUACCACAAGGCAGGCCUUACAGUUGGCAUGAGGCAGUACGACGGCGUGUUCACCUUCCGCAACUUCGAGAAGUAUCUCUACGAUCAGCUGCGACUGCUUCAGAGCUCGGAUCGGCGUCUAAUUCCGCGUCUGAAAUCAACCGACGACCUGGAGAAGCUAACAGCAGCACUCCGACGCGCGCGCUUGGACAGCGCGUACCUGGACGACAUUCCCGACAAUCCAGUGUUGUGUACGCACGGUACCCACCGGUGCCACCACGCUGCGCAUGCGUACACGGGCGUUCCCUGUGCGGCAUACAUAACGAAGCUGAACCAUCAUCACGCACCGAAGAGUGGACGCUCCGGACCAUCCAGGGGCUCUGGCUUCCUGCCCAGGAUAGACCCUAGCUCCAGGGGAACUGGGCGCAACUCAUCUGCAGUUCCUCGGUCCCUGAGCUACGUUGAUCCGUCCCGGCCCGUCACGCUGGAGCUGAGCCACGGGUCGGACAAGCAGGUCAUUUCCUUACCCACAGAGCGACUGGACCGCAACAAGCGGUACUACGUCACCUUCACCAUCAAAGGAGGCCUCAAUGGCUCCAAAGAUGGUCAACAAGCAGAGGGCUCAGAGGAAGAAACGAAGCUGCGACACAGGCAUGCCAACAGCCUCUGAUGUUGAAGUCACUGUGGGUUUCCGACAUUUUCCUCAGUGUUUCCAAACAGUGCCGAAACAUUACUUAAAAUUUACUACGAGAGUCCACUUGGACGCUAGACCCAGUUCAUCAUUUACUUAUCACGUGACUACGUGACGUAAAAUAAUAUAAGCAGAUGAAGGUGUGUGUGUAAAUAAAUGAGUCAGUCUUCAGCAAGAGUGGACAUACACUCUUCGCGUUAAAACAUUUUUGUUACAUUUCACAGUCAUGCAAGAAGUAGAUAACAGUGUUGUUCAUGUGCUUAAUUAAGCACCACGCCAAGAAGAUGAGCUGGGGAGUGUAACUGUAGCUCCACAGAUUCUUAAUCUCAGCGUGAGAUGUAGGGAAUGGCGAACAUCACACUCCGACCUCUUCAUCCCCAUGGAAAGAGCCCCCCCCCCACUAGUAACCGCUGGGGGAGUGUGAUGCUUGGGCCCCAGAGCCAGUCUUGACGCGAUUUUGAAGUGAAAUACCUCUCAGCAUCACUACAGUCUGGGAUGUAACGCCAUGUAGUCUGGCAUAAGUUCACCGACGUUUCGGAGGAACAUACUGCCUCCAUCUUCAGAGUCAGAAAAUAUGCCAAGAUAUUAGCCGUAACUUAAAGGCACCAUGAUACUCGGAAACAUCGCUGAAAUUCUACCGGACCACACGGCGUCACAUCCCACAAGCUUGUAGUCUUCAUAGUCACUGCUGUGAGAGUUUAACAUCAAGCAAAGAACUCUCUCUACCACCUUCUGGAAUCGAACACCUGUUGUUAGGUCACCCACCCACUGAUCUGGUCACUACGCUGAUGAGUUAAGCCCGAUAAUGCAGGUGCCAUGUGAACAGAUUUCAAAGAAAACGCACAUGGGAAUUUCUGGCUAGAACAAAAAUAUGGCAAGUCAUGCGCAGAGGCAGGCAACCAUCAGUGUCACAAGUGAUUUGUGCUGGGAGCGCAACUUCACAAGAGCCGCUGCUGGAAUCGCUCGGUACGUCCGUCUGUCCGGCUGCCUGAACGAAGCAAAACGAGCAUAACCGAAUAGAGUUUAACGAAACAUGACACUCAACACUUUCCAAUUUUGGUUAAAAUCGGACAGACAUAAAAGGACACAUUGCGUAAAGAUCUUCUGUGCGUAUCUUGAUCGUAAGUUUCUGAAUAACGGAGCGAAAUGUUUUUAGCAAAACUGUAGAGCGAUA
Messenger RNA from Cryptotermes secundus, 5988 nucleotides. RefSeq names its product protein phosphatase 1 regulatory subunit 12A. NCBI's taxonomy places the organism in Eukaryota, Metazoa, Arthropoda, Insecta, Blattodea, Kalotermitidae. The record is from RefSeq and is a predicted model, not a curated record. Bases 252 to 4793 code for a protein of 1513 amino acids. The transcript is spliced from 13 exons. Gene Ontology annotation, molecular function: protein binding.